Molecule: messenger RNA, 832 nt
Organism: Mycena citricolor
Lineage: Eukaryota; Fungi; Basidiomycota; Agaricomycetes; Agaricales; Mycenaceae
Source: the annotation of a GenBank genome assembly
CCCCCAUGUUUCUUUCUUUCGGAUUGAUGAAUUAAGCGCCCGUAAAGCAAUCGACUUGGAGAAAGUCGUGUCGACGAUUCGGAUAAAUAAGAGCUGGCAUGAGUCGAGUCAUGUGCGAGAUGGAUAAACAGCCGCAACGGACCUGCUGGUCUGACAAACAAGUGCUUGGAAGUGAUCAUUGAUAUUGAGCGGCCUCGAAGCCUUGUCGUCUUGCAGCCUCAGGAACGGUUGGUCCUGCUCGACCUAAGCCCUGUGUAGUGCCUGGAAGCUCAGCGCGGCAACCCUAACCCAUAAUCGAGUCCUCCACUGCUUUGACCAGAGGGCCAGACAUCUCAGCCAGUUGCGACGUACUGCGUUCGAUAAGACUUUUGGGCUCCCGGUCCACGUCUCCUUUGGCUUUGCCAUCGAUCGGCCCGACCUGCUUUCCCGGAAGUUUUGAUCGUCUUCCUCGACCAGAGCACCAGACGACAUCACACCGCCCAAGCAAAUGAGGGGAGACUUCAUGAUACGAUGGGCCUGGAACUCAGACAUGAGUGCGGGAGGGUAGACGACCUACGAGCUACUUGAAAGCCAUAUUCCUGGCAGCGGUACCGUCGGGAGGGCUGCAGCAUCAGAUUUUGCAUCGAGAAAGGGAAGGAGGGGGCAGGAGGAGUACGGGAUGGUGGCGGCCGACAAAACGCCAGUGGCUGGAACGCUCGUUUCUAUAUCCACUGCAGCGCUGGGAUGGAAGAUGCGUGUGUGCUGUGUGGCAGCAGCGCGGGUGAUUCAUGGUGGAAACGACCAAUUCGCUCAGUGUACAUUGGAAACGCAUGGGUACAUCAGGGACGAGGAG